Molecule: messenger RNA, 5041 nt
Organism: Silurus meridionalis
Lineage: Eukaryota; Metazoa; Chordata; Actinopteri; Siluriformes; Siluridae
Gene: mapk9
Product: mitogen-activated protein kinase 9
Exons: 12
Coding region: 613-1878 (421 amino acids)
Biological process (GO): JNK cascade; protein phosphorylation
Cellular component (GO): nucleus; cytoplasm
Molecular function (GO): JUN kinase activity; ATP binding
Source: RefSeq, a predicted model, not a curated record
UGUAUCCUGCAUUUCAAACUAUGUCCUGUACUAUAUCUAAUAAAAAAAGUUAACUUCAGCCUUCUUUGUUAGCCUUCUAAUGAUGGACAUGUCCACGUCCUUCAGUCCGUACUUCCGUUCUACGUAGUAUGGAAGGGAGACGCGGCGGCUGUCGCGUGGCUGCGGCGAGCACGCACUCAAGCGCGGCCCGGAGCCCGGAGCCUGGCCGCCAACUUCCAGCUUGGAGCCGGGGGCAGCGCCAUGACGUCAUUCCGUCUCUCUCUCUCUCUCUCUCUCUCUCUCUCUCUCUAACACACACACACACACACACACACCAUAGAGACCUACGCCCCUGCAGCCAUGCCGCCGAAACACGGGCAGCAGCUCGGAUUUGACCCCGAUCACCCCUAGGAAGGAGGUGGAAAGAGAAGACGGAGAAAAGCCGGACCGCGCUCGCCGCCACGGACACACCAUAACGCGGCAGGGGCACUUCCGCAGUCCAGACGCUGUGUGUCGGGGUGUGUGUAGCCGUUAGCUGGAGUGGAGUGUAUGGGAGUGAGCUGGAGAAAAGCAAGGAGCAACCAAGGAGCUGAGGAGGAGGAGGUUUGAAUUGUCCGCUCAGAUAGAGGAACCAUGACUGAAGCGGAAGGACAUUUCUACAGUGUGCAGGUGGGGGACUCUACCUUCACCGUACUGCGGCGCUACCAGCAGCUCCGUGCUAUUGGCUCCGGGGCGCAGGGUAUCGUCUGCUCUGCUCUGGACACUGUCCUGGGCAUCCCAGUAGCUGUGAAAAAGCUCAGCCGACCUUUUCAGAACCAGACGCACGCCAAGCGAGCCUACAGAGAGCUGGUGCUGCUCAAAUGCGUCAAUCACAAGAACAUCAUUCGUUUACUCAACGUCUUUACACCUCAGAAGUCCCUGGAGGAGUUUCAGGAUUUGUAUCUGGUUAUGGAGCUGAUGGAUGCCAGCUUGUGUCAGGUGAUCCACAUGGACCUGGACCAUGAGAGGAUGUCCUACUUGCUUUACCAAAUCCUGUGUGGCAUCCGACAUCUCCAUUCUGCCGGAAUCAUUCACAGGGACCUGAAGCCCAGUAACAUUGUGGUGAAAUCGGACUGCACUUUAAAAAUCCUCGACUUUGGCCUGGCCAGGACCGCCUGCACCAACUUCAUGAUGACGCCGUACGUGGUGACCAGAUACUACAGAGCACCGGAGGUCAUUUUAGGCAUGAAGUACAAGGAGAACGUGGAUAUUUGGUCAGUGGGCUGCAUCAUGGGGGAAAUGGUCAAAGGCAGCGUCAUAUUCCAAGGCACCGAUCACAUUGACCAGUGGAAUAAGGUUAUCGAGGUGCUAGGAACUCCUUCUCUAGAGUUCAUGAACCGUUUGAUGGAGACAGUGAGGAACUACGUGAUGAACAAGCCACAUUUCCCAGGAGUCAGUUUUAGCGAGCUCUUCCCAGACUGGGCUUUCCCCUCAGAGACCGAGCACGACAAACUUAAGACAAGUCAAGCUCGGGAUCUGUUGUCGAAGAUGCUGGUAAUCGAUCCAGAGUCGCGCAUCUCUGUGCAGGACGCUCUGAAUCAUCCCUAUAUCCACGUGUGGUACGACCCGGCUGAGGCGGAUGCGCCUCCACCUCAAAUCUCAGACAAACAGUUGGAAGAGAGGGAGCACAGCAUAGAACAGUGGAAAGAGCUGAUCUAUAAAGAGGUGAUGGACUGGGAAGAGAGGAACAAAAACGGCCUCCUAAAAGACGAGUGCUUAGAUGGAGCGGUAAACAGCAGUGCCACAGCUUCUCAGUCCUCUUCCAUUAACGACAUCUCGUCCAUGUCCACCGAGCAGACCCUGGCAUCAGACACGGAUAGUUCCUGCAUCGACACCAUCGCCGGAGGAUUAGAGGAGUGACCGUGAGCCUCUCGCACCAUAGCGCUCUCUUUCAAUCUUUUCUCUUUUUCCUCUCUCUGUCUCUCUCUUUCUCUUUAUUCCUCCUCCACACAUUUUUUCCAGAUGGCAGUGUGGGCCCUGACUUGUUCCAGACAGCCAGGCUGUGACACUCCAGGGUUCUUCUGUCAUUUUACACCUGGUUUCUUUGCAUUCAGUUGCAUUUUAUACCCUAGAUCAUUUGAGACUAAGUCUUUACAUAUUUUAGAGCAGGAAGUAAAACAGUUCCUAUAGCUACAGGCUCUAAUAUCUAUUCUUUCCUUUUGGUUUCUUUAAUGGAAAUGUGCCUAAAGAGUUCCUUAAACGAUUCCUGCCAUGGAAGUUUAAGAAAAAAAAAAAAAUCAUCUUUCCAAAUUGACCUUUCCCAUUUAUUUAUGUUCGAGGUAUCAAAACGUUUCAAGACUAGUUUUGUAACACACCAACAGAUGGCAGCACAAGGCUGCAUGCACAGUCACAGGGACCACCGAACUUCAUAAGUCAGUGUCCCAAAAGAGAUCGUCCAGUGUACAUCGGAAGCCGGUGCUAUUCUGAGCACGUGUCACGUCUGCGAUUUCAUCACGUUAGAACAACGACAACUGUUACCGAGCUCUCCUCACACAUUAGUUUCUCGCCAACUUGAUCUCACUUCCGCACCCGCCGUACUCUCCAGAUUUGGCUCCUGCGUACCUCGCUUUCUUCCCGAAGAUUAAGAUUUGUCUCGACGGUCGUCGAUUCGACACCGUUGCGGAGAUCCAGCACGUAUCGCAGAAGGUGCUUGACACGCUUCGAAAAGAAGACUUCCAGGACACAUUCCAGAAGUUGCAGGAACGCAGGGGGCGCUGUAUUGCUGUGCAAGGGGACUAUUUUGAAGGUGAUAGCGUUUAAACAUUGAUAAAUAAAGUCCUUUCUUGUAAACAGAGCCAGUCUCGAAACGUUUGGAUACCACCUCUUACGUGUAGGCUUUCCAGAUUAUAGUCAAUAUGGUGUUAAGUAUAAUAAACUUCUAGCUGGAAUUAUUAACUUUGAAGUUCAUGGUACUUUUCUUCAUUGCUACCAUUUACCUUCUUCUUCUCUCCUUGUCUGCGUUCUAUGUGGCUGAUCUUACAUUUCAUAUUCUCUCUCAAGAAGCACAGACACUCCGGGAACGAGCUACUGGACAGCGAGUUACCUGCUCUGGAAACGUUUUAAGUUCUUGAAUUUGUGUUCAAAGUAUUGCAUGCCACUGAUCUCGAACUCUUAAACCAUACGUUUACAGUCCCACCAAGACCACCCCCAAUUAUGCCUGAACACACUUGCGAAAUGGUAGUGCCUGCCCCUGUAUAUAGACACGAUACAACCAUGUUUUCAGUCGGAGAACUCGAUAAUGCAUCUCACUCAUAUAGGGUGUAGCCAUGUAUAUAUACAUAUAUAGAGAAAAUGUGUGUAAAAAAAAAAAAAGACAAAUGUUUGUGUCAUGACUUUACAGCUUCUCUGAACGUGGUGUUGCGAAAGUACUGUGUAUGCCAUACACUUUUUAUUUUAAAAUCGUGUGCAUUGCCGGAAAUUGUAUUUGUUGCCGGCAAAAGCGGCCGCGGAAGCAGCGCACAAAACCUCCUUCCUUUAUCAUAUCAAACGGAAUUGUACAAGACCCUGCAGUGUUUAGAAAUCAUCCGAACAGAAUUGUACAUACGAGCUCAAGGUGUGUACGAUUCUAUUUUUUAUUUUUUUUUGAACGGAUCUGUAGUUUUUAAUUCCUCAUCGAAAACCAGUGCCCUCGUAAAGGGGUGGGGGGGAGUGGGGGGGCUUAUUUUAACCUGAACUCACCCAUAGGGUGAUUAUUCCCCCAGGGUCUCCAUUGUGACUGCAUUUACUAGUUGGCAUGCUGUGACUAAACACAGCGAGUAGCAUUGUAUUAUAAAUCUCUUGUCCUGUUAACACAAUGGAAUGUUCUUCACAUUGCACUCCAUUGUUACUUGACUGUCCAGUUUUUUUUUUUUUUUUUCUCUCUCUCUCCCUCUCUCUCACCCGCCCCUCCUUUUUUUUUUUAUUUACUUUUUCGUUAAACCGAGACUAAACACCGUCUGUGCUGAGACUUGUGAACAAAAUAAACAAUUCCAUCGUGUAAUAUAGCUAUUAUUUUACAAAAAAAUGCAUGAAAGCUUUCGUUCAGUGCAAUUAUAAGUGCAGACCAGGGAAUGUUGCUUCAUAAAACGUCUUUAGAAGAUCCUUUCCUCAGCUAUAUAAGACUCAUCUGAAGAGGAACCUCAUCUUCAUGCGGUGCGUAGAGGCUUCCUCGGAUCGGCAUUCCGAAGAACUUACCUUCACUGAACACAGAAGUACAGCCUCAGCAUCACGCCUGAUCUUCAUGCCUUAAUAUCUUCACGUUUGUUUUUUUUUGGUUUUUUUUGGAGCUUUAUUUGGAUGGACUGAAUGGUGGAAGAAAAGCAUUGUUUGCUUUUGCACAACAGCUUUGACAUUUAUGAACUACACAUACACAGCAUUUCUGUAACAAACAACAAAAAAAACGAGCGCGAUCCAAGUGACCUCACACGGUCCUUCAUUACAUAAUAGUACCACAGUAAUAAUGUAUAAUGAUGCAUUAUUUAUUGCACUAGUGCACUGUGUUUCUGAUUUUCUUCCCCUUUCGUAAGUUUUGUUAAGAGACAAUUCUGCAAGCACUUUUUGUGAGCAAAUGUGAGCUUUGUGGUAUCCCAGAUGCCAGCCAUUAACUUUUUGGAAGGGCUUACUGGUGUUUUAAAAAGGUAUAUUUCUGACAUUUUUGUCACUUGAGCAAGCUGCAUUGUAUCUGAACAAGUUUCAAACGAACGUUUUCUUUUUUUCUUUUCUUUUUUCGAACACUUCAUCGCAAAAAAAAAAAACCUUUCUGAAAAAUCAAUAUAUUAACUGCUAUGUAUGAAUAAUCCUCUUACCGCUUCUUUGUGGGUUCUAUUGUCGUGUCAAGUAUGGAUGUGAUCUUUUGUGGGUUGUUGCAAAUGGAAUCCCCUCGAGUUUCCGUCAUUCAACCCUGUCGAAAAAACAUAUGCAAAACCUCAACCGGGAGUGUAGUCUGCUGCAAUCGAGUGUUCCUCCAUUCAUUUGUAUGAAUGGGGGGAGAAAAAAAAGAAAAAACCAAUCUGUAACAAAUUGCCAAAUAAAACACUUUAAAUGA